AUGUCACGGAAACCGGCCGAUGUGGCGUCGAAAGAGCGCAACGAAUACAUCCCGUCGUUCAUCUCGAAAAAGCCAUUCUAUGUUCCGGACGACGAAUCCGCGAACGAUUAUCUCGAGCAUCAACGUCUCCAAAAGCAAGCCUCGUCCGAUCAGUCCAAAUGGUAUGAGCGUGGCAAGCGCGCCGGCCCGGCGGCCACCAAAUACCGCAAAGGCGCCUGCGAAAACUGCGGUGCGAUGACCCACAAAACAAAGGAAUGUCUCAGUCGGCCACGGAAGCAUGGCGCCAAAUGGACCGGCAAAGAUAUCCAGGCCGAUGAGGUUGUGCAGACGGUAGACCUUGGGUGGGAUGCGAAACGAGAUCGGUGGAACGGCUACGAUCCCAGCGAGUAUCGCCAGGUAGUGGAGGAAUACGAGGAGCUGGAGAAGUUAAAACGAGCGACGAAACAAGACGCCGAGCAGGAGAAGAUCGCGGAUGGCGAGUUGGAUGAUGAAGAUGCUCCGAAAGAAGAGGCCCGGUACGCCGAGGAAUCCGACAUGGGAAGACAACAGAGCACGGCCACCCGCAACCUUCGUAUUCGAGAAGACACGGCAAAAUAUCUCCUGAACCUCGAUCUUGACUCGGCAAAAUACGAUCCCAAGACCCGACGAAUGGUCGACAUGGGAGCGCAGGAGGAUCAGGCCGCUGCACUCGUUGCCGAGGAGAACUUUGUGCGCGCGUCUGGCGAUGCUGCGGAAUUCGAAAGGGCGCAGCGAUAUGCCUGGGAGGCUCAGGAACGCGGGUCCCAGAAGAUCCAUCUGCAAGCCAAUCCUACGUCCGGGGAAAUUCUACGAAAGAAGGAAGAGCAGGAAAGUGUGGCCAAGCGUGAAGCGCACAAGAAAGCAUUGUUGGAGAAGUAUGGUGGCUCCGAGCAUCUUGCGCCCACUCCGCUACGGGAAACGAUGGUUACAGAAAACGAGCGGUUCGUGGAGUACGACGAAACUGGAGCCAUCAAGGGUGCGCCCAAGAAGGCCGCCAAAUCGAAAUAUCCCGAGGACGUGUUGACCAACAACCAUACGACGGUGUGGGGAAGUUGGUGGCACAAUUUUGAAUGGGGCUACGCUUGCUGCUAUUCGACGGUGAAGAACAGCUAUUGCACGGGAGAAGACGGAAAGAAGGCGUUUGAGGAAGCGGACAAAAUGCUCAUGCUACCUGAGAGUGAUGAGAAGGAGGAAGCCGCUGCUGAGGUUGAAAAUGGCGAGUCGAGUAAUGAGCACGAUACGCAGGCUGAGAACGGCAGUCGCCAAGAUGAGUCCACAACGAGACCCAAGAAGCGUACGCUGUUGGAGGUCCAAUCUGGCAUUUCAGAGGAAGAGUUGGAAUCAUCCCAGCGCGACACUUUCGAUACGCCCAGCGACGACGACAACGACAACCAGCCCUUCAGCGGAAUCGCCAGUUCCAUAAUCCAAGAUGAGUACGUGCAAAUUCGAUAUCCCAGCCUACCCUCAGUCUCCCUCGCCAUCGAGAAACAAAGACGACCCGAUAUACCUCGGAUGGGGAUUGGGAUGCAUAUGGGCUGUUCAGAUGGGCUAACCUGUGGUGAAAUUUUCGACUGUUCAGGCCGCCGCUCCUUCCACAUCCAGAAGUCGACCUGCGCCAACUGCGGUUACCCCUCCGCUAAGACCCGCAAGUUCAACUGGAGCGAGAAGGCCAAGCGUCGCAAGACCACCGGUUCCGGCAGAAUGCGCCACCUCAAGGAAGUCCACCGUCGCUUCCAGAACGGCUUCCAGGUCGGCACUCCCAAGGGCGCCCGUGGUCCCGAGAACCACUAA
Aspergillus terreus NIH2624 is the source of this 1809-nucleotide messenger RNA. Its product is annotated as 60S ribosomal protein L37. Bases 1 to 1809 code for a protein of 602 amino acids. Lineage: Eukaryota; Fungi; Ascomycota; Eurotiomycetes; Eurotiales; Aspergillaceae. Gene Ontology annotation, biological process: translation; mRNA splicing, via spliceosome. Gene Ontology annotation, cellular component: ribosome; spliceosomal complex. The transcript is spliced from 5 exons. Gene Ontology annotation, molecular function: pre-mRNA 3'-splice site binding; structural constituent of ribosome. The record is from RefSeq and is a predicted model, not a curated record.